Cuscuta campestris is the source of this 875-nucleotide messenger RNA. NCBI's taxonomy places the organism in Eukaryota, Viridiplantae, Streptophyta, Magnoliopsida, Solanales, Convolvulaceae. The record is from the annotation of a GenBank genome assembly.
CAAAGGAAAAAAAAAGAACGGAGAAGAAACCGGCAACUUCUUUGCGUAAAACCCGAGACCAUCUUCUUCAACGCACCAACGUUCCUCCAUUAAUUUCACUCAAUUAAAGCUCCAACGGAAAGGCUCUAACGGGAAAAUCUCCUUCGGCUAUAAAUUAGAGCACCAUCUACUCAAAGGGAGGAGGGGAUUCCACAACAAGGUCACUGAGCAGCGGCUUGGCCGCUACAAUGGCGGCAGUGACGGAUGGCCGGCAGACGCGAACCGGCGGCGGCAGAAGCUCCGGCGAGUGGUGGGCAGUCUUCUUCAACCUCCAAUUUCUUCAAUUUCAUCUUCUUCUUCAUCAAUUUGGUAACCUAUACUCCUUUGUCAAUUUCUUUUUCUUCUCCAAUUUCUUAGUAAAAGUGUUGCCUCAAUCUAAGGGGGUGUAUUGAAUCAAGAGUUUGUGUGCUUUUUUCAGAUUUUAAAAGUUAAUAAGUAUUCAAUUGAGAUUUUUAAAAGUCAUUCAAAAUCUGAAGAUGUUGAAUUUAGAUUUUAAAAUGUCUGUUAAAAUCUUAUGCCUUAUGGUAUUUAAUAAUUUAUAGAUUUUGAAAGUUUCUUAUUAUUUGUGGAUUUUGAUGGAUUUUAGAGUUGUUUUUAUAAAGAAAAUUUAUUUCACAAAUCUGUAGCAACGUGCAAAUAUUUUGACUGAUUUGGAAUUGAAGCUGAAGCAAAUAAAGAAAAGGAGUCGGGAGAUCUGAAAGUCUGAACUCAAAAGUAGACAUAGGGAGACACGCCGGCAGGGAUGGAGACGCCGGCGUGGAUGGUGACGGGGAAGCCAGAAGGUAUAAAAAAGUUGCAUACAAUUCUCUUGGUUGCGUGGUAGGCCAUUGCAAUUU